CUUGACAUCUCCUGGCCUUUUGUCAACAAUCUACCUUGAAACCUCCCUUUUACUGAUCUUCUUCUGCAGAGCAUCCUCCCCCGAACAGGAGGGACUUGAACACGGCUUUGGGGCCCUGCCUCUCUACUCUCAUUGUCCACGCUGCCAUUUGAUCCCUGCUCACCCACCUCUCCUCCACCAUGGAUUUCGACAGUCUCAAGACCCAGGUCAGCAAUCUGACCUUUUAUGAUCUCAAGGCCGGAGUACGGAAAGUUCAGAAUGCGGUAAUGAACUUGACCGAGAUGGAGGCCAAGGUCCGAGAAGCCACCAAUGGUGACCCUUGGGGUGCCUCAGCAACAUUGAUGCAAGAGAUUGCUCAGGGUACACACAACUACCAGCAACUCAAUGAAAUAAUGCCACUCAUUUAUAAACGAUUCACCGACAAGACUGCAGAAGAAUGGAGACAGAUUUACAAGGCUCUUCAACUAUUGGAAUUCCUCUGCAAAAAUGGGUCUGAAAGAGUGAUCGACGACGCCCGCUCACACCUGUCCCUCCUGCGGAUGCUUCGACAAUUCCACUACAUCGAUCCCAACGGGAAAGAUCAAGGUCUCAACGUGCGAAACCGGGUCAACGAGCUCGUCAAGCUUCUCAGUGAUGUCGAUGCUAUCAGACAAGAGAGAAAGAAGGCACGCGCCAAUCGGAACAAAUACGGUGGCGUGGAAGGUGGUAGCUCGUUCGGUGGCGGCUUCUCUGGCGGAAGCGGCGGCCGAUACGGAGGGUUCGGCAGUGACAGCGCUGACUAUGGUGGCUACCAAGGGGAAGUUUAUGGCGACGGUGGUGGAUUUGGCGGACGAGAGACCGACUUUUCCGGCACUCAACGUCGUGGAGAUCAAUUCGAGGAGUACGACGAAGGUGAUGACGUCCAGCCUACACGAGCCACCAGAUCGACCACCUCCACGGCACGAGCAACAUCAAGCGUCACGGCCAAAAAGGCAACUCCCAAGCCCAAGGAACCAGAGCAGGACUUGUUUGAUUUUGGCGACGAACCCACUACCAGCACCUCGGCUGGAAAGGCACCAGCCUCGAACAACGAUUUCGGGCUUCUGAAGAGCAGCAACACUGCCGCCAACCAAGACGACGAUGACGACUUUGACGAUUUCCAAUCUGCGACUCCUUCGACCGCUCAGCCGACGAGCAAUCCUUUGGCAGUGCUCUCACCACCACCACCGGCAACGUCGACGACCACACCAAGCACACAGUUUGCCGCUCCCACACCACUGGCUCCCGGAAACAGUGCCAACUUCCACAAUAUUCUCUCCACGGCAUCUCCCGCCCCUUCGAAUUCGUCGUCGAUAUUGUCACCGCUAGGAUCUGGGUUGACGUCACCGGCAGCACAGAAACCGCCGACGCAGGCAUUCGGUGCUGCUCCAGCGUUUAAGCCGUCAGGACCUAACUAUUUUACCUCUGUGCCCAUGACGGCGGGUCAGCCAACUUCGACAUCCACGGCGUCAACUCCUCGAACUGGGGCUACUCCUGCGUGGACAGGGUCGUCGGCUACGACUACCGCGGCAAACUUGGGCAAGCCUGCUCCUAAAGUUGCUGGCAACGCCAGUGGAGGGGGCGAUGCAUUUGCAUCACUCUGGAGCUCUGCAGGAACGGCGGCAGGAGUCAACAAAAGCGCAACAUCUAAUAAAGGACCCGACCUUGCCAGCCUGUCCAAGGCUAAGAGCCAAGCAGGUAUCUGGGGGACAGCGACGGCAGCAAGUGCAGGAAGUAGUCGGCCAGGGGUUACAGCACCAACGCCUAAUACGGCUGCUAAUAACCAGCAGAAACCGGCCGCUUCUCUGGGUAACGGACUGGAUGAUCUUCUUGGUUGAGAGUUGAGUAUUUGACGAGGCUUGAUGAACAAACGGGUUUGCUGGCUGGCCACUCUACGGGUUAAUGACCUUAUUGAGAUAGAUCUGCCGCCAUGGAGUUCACAUUAAUGUGGCCAUUCUCCUUGGCUUGAUUUCGCCGUGAUUGAUCUUCUCUUGAUAAUGCAUGUUGGUAGGUAUUCAAUAGACAGACCUCUGGGCUGCGUGGGUGUGACACUUGUAAUGUUGACUCAACAUGGCUUGAAGAAUUAGGAGCUUGGAGGAGAAGUUAAGCGAUGGCCGGACGUUCCGGGUCCUUGGGGGGUUGAUGUUGAUGCUCUGAGUGCGUGGGACAGGGGACAAGGGGUUCCAUAUCCUCCCUUUGCGCCCACCCCGCAGCUUGCUUACUACUACCUACCUUAAUCCGUUAUGCCUAUAAGCAUUCGUAGUUAGGGGAUAAGAGUACCUGAAUGCCCGGGCGGUCAUUCGGAGUUGAGAGUCCAUCCGAGUCGUCAAUCUUUCU
Exophiala mesophila is the source of this 2355-nucleotide messenger RNA. RefSeq lists its product as uncharacterized. Lineage: Eukaryota; Fungi; Ascomycota; Eurotiomycetes; Chaetothyriales; Herpotrichiellaceae. The coding region runs from base 180 to 1856 and encodes 558 amino acids. Gene Ontology annotation, molecular function: clathrin binding; phospholipid binding. The record is from RefSeq and is a predicted model, not a curated record. The transcript is spliced from 5 exons. Gene Ontology annotation, cellular component: plasma membrane; clathrin vesicle coat; endosome. Gene Ontology annotation, biological process: Golgi to endosome transport; endocytosis.